GAUCAAACAACUAUUACGCCACCCACGAUAACAUUUGUAUAAAUUCUAACUUCUUUAGUCUAUUUUAUCCUCAAACGUUGCGUUAAUUGUGGAAAGAGCAAGGUAUUAACAUAUCAAAGCGUGCAGAAAAGAUGAUCUUCGCUGUUGUUGUUUUGGGUCUUCUCUCGCAAACGAUUGCUUUUCCUCAAAAUGAUUUUCAACAGGAUAGUGUUAACUUUCAAGCAGCUACUGGAUCGCUGAUCAAUCUUGUCGAGACUGCCGAUAAAGAAGUAGCUGAUAUUAUGGUCAAAAUGGCUGAGAAAACAGCUGAUCUUUACAAAGAGUUAAUACCCUUGUUGACCCAUGGUGACAUUACUUUAAACAAAGGAAUAACAAAGGAAAAGUUUCAAGAAAUUUUAAAUCAACUAAUGCAAACAUUAAAGAACCUGGAAAGUUUACAACUAACAGGCACCAUUGAUUUUGUUGAACUUGCAAAGAAAGUACAAGAAGGUUUCACAAAAGCUAUUACAAUUCCAUUUGCUUAUUCCGAUGGAUCUUGGGAAGAUACAAAAAGCAAAAUUAUUGAUGCAUUUAAGAAUGCCAAUGCAAUAGUUAGAAUUGCUGUUGUUCAAGUUCUUGACCGUUUUCAUAAUCGUAUUGAUCAGCUAGCUGAAAAACUUGAGGAGUUGAUUAACAUGUUACCAGUUAAUGGAGACCUGUGGAAAAACAUCCGAAACAAAGUUCAUGACUUAGUUGACAAAUUAAAAAAUAAAAUUACACCAGCUGCUAUUAAUAAAAUUGAGUCAGCAGAAAAAGUUGCAGAGCUUGAUUUUACCUCAGCCAUUAUGGAAUUGAAAGACGAUCAACCAAUUGUUAAAAGAGCAAUUUCUGAUAUUUGGGCCAAAGUUCAAUCAGCAGUCGGAAAAUUAGGUGUUGCAAUCAAAGAUGCCACAAUGAAAGUUAUCGAACAAAGCAAACCACAAGUAAUUGAUGCUCUUCAAAACCUCAAAAGAAUUGUUAUUGAUGCCGCAAAAAACAUUGUCAUUGAAGUGAACGGAGCUAUAGUGAAAGUCAUUGUUGGACAACUAACUGGUUUAUCAGAUUAAAGUUGCUUCAAAUAAAUUGCUGAAAAACUUGUAUUAUGAAAA
Hydra vulgaris (swiftwater hydra) is the source of this 1127-nucleotide messenger RNA. RefSeq lists its product as uncharacterized. NCBI's taxonomy places the organism in Eukaryota, Metazoa, Cnidaria, Hydrozoa, Anthoathecata, Hydridae. The record is from RefSeq and is a predicted model, not a curated record.